Branchiostoma belcheri (Belcher's lancelet) is the source of this 2201-nucleotide messenger RNA. RefSeq names its product fatty acid desaturase 2-like. The transcript is spliced from 12 exons. Gene Ontology annotation, biological process: lipid metabolic process. Gene Ontology annotation, cellular component: membrane. The coding region runs from base 13 to 1347 and encodes 444 amino acids. The record is from RefSeq and is a predicted model, not a curated record. Lineage: Eukaryota; Metazoa; Chordata; Leptocardii; Amphioxiformes; Branchiostomatidae. Gene Ontology annotation, molecular function: oxidoreductase activity, acting on paired donors, with oxidation of a pair of donors resulting in the reduction of molecular oxygen to two molecules of water.
GAAACCGUCAAGAUGGCACCGCAAGAGAAAGAAAAGAUCCCAGCUGCUAACGGCGCGCCACCACGUGACCGGCUGCUGACGUGGGCUGACGUCCGUUCCCAUGACAACAAGGACGACAUGUGGUUCGUCAUCGACGACCUGGUCUAUGACGUCACGCACUGGGCCAAACGUCACCCGGGAGGAGCCAAAAUCCUACGUCACUAUGCCGGGCAGGAUGCAUCCGAGGCGUGGCUGUCCUUCCAUAACGACAAGGCCCUGGUGCAGAAGUACAUGAAGCCGCUGUGCAUCGGGAGGCUAGACGACGGAGGUCCGCAAGCCACGGAUCAGAUCAAGAAGGACUUCCGUGAGCUCAGAGAGACCGUGGACAAAAUGGGAUUGUUCAAGCCCAGCUACACGUUCUUCGGCGUACAUCUGGCACACAUCGUCCUGCUAGACGUGUUGGCGUACUUCAUCAUCUCUCAGUACGGAGCAGGAUGGGUGCCGGUCGUGCUGGCCAGCAUUGCUCUGGCCAUAUCACAGACCCAGGCAGGCUGGCUGCAGCACGACUUUGGACACUUGUCUGUCUUCAAGACAAAGUGGAUGGACAACUUAGCUCACCAGGUCGUCAUCGGGCUCUUGAAGGGAGCGUCCUCGGCCUGGUGGAAGAACCAACACUACCAACAUCACGCCAAGCCGAACGUGAUCCACAAGGACCCGGACAUUCGCGUGGAGGCUGUGUUCGUGGUUGGUGACGUCAUGCCUGUGCAGGUAGCGAAGAAGAACAAGAACGGCCCGCCGUACAACCUGCAACAUCUCUACUAUAUGAUUCUGACGGUGGCGCUGGUGCCUGUCUACUACCACAUCAUGGUGUACCGCUUCAUCUUUACACGGCAGAAGUGGCAUGAGGCAGUGUUGGCUGUGUUGUUCCCUGCCAUCUUCGUCACGUCUUUCUACCCACACGUGGGACUGGGCAAAACCAUCGCCAUGUAUUUGAUGAUGAGGGCCAUAGAGAGCCAGUGGUUCACCUGGGCCACUCAGAUGAGCCACAUCCCCAUGGAGAUAGACACGGACAAGGACAAGGCCUGGGUUACCAUGCAGAUGCACGCUACCUGCAACGUUGAGAAGAGUCACUUCAACGACUGGUUCACCGGACAUCUCAACUUCCAAAUCGAGCAUCAUCUGUUCCCGACUAUGCCACGUCACAACCUGUACAAGGCCACCCCUCUGGUCAAGUCGCUCUGUCAGAAGCACGGCCUGGAUUACACGGUAAAGUCGCUAGGGGACGCCUUCAUCGAUAUCUUGAGGAGUCUGAAGAAGUCCGGACAACUUUGGCAAGAAACUCAUUCCCACACCUGGCUCCACGGUUAGAGAGUGUCUUCAGGGGAUAUCUGUUUGUAACUCUACUGUUACCUUCUACUCUUACAAACAGAUAACCGCAAGGCUACAUAUAACACGUUUUGUACGAAGAAAACACCGUUUACAGCUUUGAAGACAUCUACACAUAUUUAAUUAUUACUAUUAGCACGAAGUAGCCGUUACGUUUGGCUACCAAAUAUCUAUUGGUAUUGGUUAUGGGGUAAGAAAAACAAGGGGAUAAGUAGUUGGACUUAGAAAAUAUGAAGUAGCAAAAUAGUGAAAGGCAUCAUCAACUAUUAAUAGGUUGUAUAAUUCCUUCCUUAACAUGUACAUGAUGGUGCAUCUAUCGUUUUCUCUACGCCAAAGUGUGACUGCGUGUGUUGCAGAAUUGUACAUUGCAAGGCUGUGAUUGGUUAAAUAUCCCAGUAAAUGUCCAGUAAUAGACAGUAAAUGGACAGUAAUGGCCUGAUUGGUCAAACAAGACAUUGGUUAAAACGCCAACAGUAAAUAGAGGCAUCAGUACUUACCAGUAAUGCUUCAGUAAAACAGUAAAAGACGAUUUACUGAAGAUUUACUGAAAUUUUACUGUUAGUAGUUGAUCAGUACUUAACAGUGAAUUUUUAGUACUGAUGGUUUGCCAAGGGUUAGUACAAUAUCGCAAUCAUGAACCAUAAACAAGCGUCCAUAAGACCUUGUUAUUAACUAAUAUAUAAUCAAGACCUAAUGAAUUGAGGUGCAUUAUGGAAAAGAUUUCAUAUUAUGGAAAGUAUUUCAUAUUCUCUACGAGAAUACGAGAAUUCAUAUUCUCUACGAUAUGUUUGGUGGAAUUAAGGAAGUUACAUACAAUCAAGGGCUAUUGAGAAGUA